This is a messenger RNA of Spinacia oleracea (spinach), 2896 nucleotides long. RefSeq lists its product as uncharacterized. The record is from RefSeq and is a predicted model, not a curated record. Bases 578 to 2551 code for a protein of 657 amino acids. The transcript has 4 exons. Lineage: Eukaryota; Viridiplantae; Streptophyta; Magnoliopsida; Caryophyllales; Amaranthaceae.
ACAAACUUCAUCAAUUGAACGUUUGAAAGUUAAUCCAUUAUUUCUCAAUUGAAUGUUUGAACCCCUCAGUAUUUCACAAACUUCAUCUUUCUCUCUACUCUCUCCCCUCUUUCUCACUAUACACUCUCACAGUCUAACUCAACCUGUGUCUGCGUGUCAACCGAAGGAAACGACGCUGCUAAGUUCAUCUUCGCCGCUUCUAAUUCAACCACCUGCAGUCGAGUUGAAGCUUUUCUUGCUGGAAGAUUUCAAUGGAGUUCAUCUCUUGAAGCUUUGUAUGUUGUUUUCAUCUAUUACUAUUCUAGUUUUUUCCGCAAAAUAAGAAGAAUUUACUGGGAACUGUAGGACAUUUAGGUUGAUGAUUUUGUGAAAUGGGUCUUCAUUUUUGUACUGGAUGUUGAGGAUUAGGGUUCUUGAAAUUAAUUUGGUUGAGUUAUAAUUGGCGUCUUAUUGAAAGUAGAAAUUUAGGUUCAAAUAAUUUGUUGCUUGUUUGAUUUUAUUGAACAUUUGGAAUUGUAUUGGUUGUUCAUUGAGGCAGAAGAAUCAAGAUUGAAAAAGUUAAUUUUGAGCUGGAAAAAUGGUGGCAUUGGCGAGUUUGCCUUAUCCCUUUGCCACCUUUGUCUCAUACAAGGCUAACAGGAUACCCAGAAAAAUGAAGAUUCAAUUGUCAAGUGUUCCUUCUUCGUCUUUGAGGCGUGCUAAGAGGAAAAACUACCUGCGCCCCAAAAUCCUUAAAACCCUUUCAAAACCUUACAAUAUUCCCCUGGAUGAUCAAAUAACAGCCCCAAUUCAGCCUGUUGAACAAAAUGUUGAGGUUCCGUUGGAUUCCAAAGUGGAGCAAUCGGGUCGUAGCUCUGUAGAAGAAUCAGAGAAAGAAUCUGGUUUGAGACAACUAGAAGCUGUUAGGAAUUCAACGGCUCAAAAUUUGGUGGGUUUUGGUGGAAUUUCAGGUCGUACCGUUGUUAAGAUUGUUGGUUCAUUUGUGGGUUUGUUUAUUCUACAGACUGUUAUUUCUGUUUGGAUAAUGGGUUCUGGUAAUUCUAAGGAGAAGAAGAGGGGUUUGGAAAUUGGGGAUCAGAAAAAGGAUCUUAGGUUAAGGGUGCGAGAAGGGGAACAGGGAAAUAAUAGGAAUGCUUUUCUGAAGAGUUUGGCGAGUGUGGGUGUGGAUGAGUUAGAAAUGGAAGCUAAGAUUUCUGAAAUUAGAAAGAUGGCAUGGGAGGUACGAGAGGCUGAGAAGAGGAAAAAGGUAGAGAGCGGUGAAGCCGAUAUAGAUGAUUUGAGUGAUGAUGAUAGUGAGGAUUUUGAGAGUGAUGAUUCUAGGAUCAAGAGUGGUAUUGUGAAGGAAGUUGACGUACGGUUGAGUAAGUUGAAGAAAAGAUAUCCAGCACCCUCGCUGAAUGUUAAUCUAUUGAAUAAAUCAGAGGGUCCUGGGAAAGAGGGGAAAGAUAAGGUUUUGGAUGGUAAAGAAGAAGAUAAUAUGUUAUUGUAUAGGACGAAGCAUAAAUUUAGGAGUAAUUUGACUACACCAGAAGAGAAACCUAAAGGAUUCCAGAGAGUUGACGGUGUAAGAGCAAAACAUAGUAAUAUGGGUGACGGAAAACCAGUUGAGAGAACUGGAAGUGGUGGUGACGUAAAUCAGAUGAAUGUUCUUGAGGGUACAAUUCCUGAAAAGCGCAAUAAUGGUAUGGAUAAAGAAGAGAAGAUAACAGUAUCUCAAAGUUCUGCACCAUUGAAAGGCGCUAGGAAGGAAUCUGGAAGCAAUGGUGCUAAAAAGAAGCUGGACAAGGGAAUCAAUGGUUCAACUGCUUCUGGAAGCAAUGACACACCAGAUAAGGUUACCAAGGGAAUGAAUAAGGGUGUCAAACCAAAAGAAGGUUUGACAACCUUGGGAAGCAAUGGGACACCAAAAAAGUCGAGCAAGGAACUGAAAGCGGGUGCCAAACCAGAAAGAGGUCUUGUCCAGGAGGAUCAGCAUUCCAGCGAUGGUAACAUUUUGGAUGAGGGGGCUGGAGCCGAAUUGUCCAGCACUAUUGCAACUGAAGACAAAAGGAAGAUGAUUGAUUAUGCUGCCUCAACGAAAUCCGAGAAAGAUAUGUUACCACAAAGAAAAGGUCAGCCCAAUACUAAAAAACUAGGAAGCAAACUAUCCCGGAGCAUUAACAAAGAUGAGCAAGAGAACAUUGAUCCUUGGUGGUCAAAACUUCCGUAUGUUCUUGUCAUUUUGAUGCAAAAUGGCAUUGGUAGUGAAGCACAGCGGGGAUUCUAUAACAUAAAGAUUUCCACUGAUUCAGAGAAUCAGUCAUACUCGACUUACACUGUUGCUUUUGAAGACAUGAAUGAUGCUAGGAACUUCAGUUAUCUUCUGGAAUCAGCUUUUGAGGAUCUCCCUGAUGCGGCUGUAGAUAUCGCUCCACUGUCAACAACGGAAUUCAAAGAAGUAGCAGAAACACUUGAUGAUAAAGUAUUUGUUGUAAGGAAGGGAGAGUUAAAGCUUUAUGUUGGUCAGCCACUUGCUGAUGUUGAGGUUGCUCUGAGGUCAUUAGUGAGAUGAACAUCGAUCGUUCAUGCGACUCCCUACAUACGUUUUCAGAGGAAUAGAAAAUGGAUUACGUCAGUAUCAGCAUCAAGUAUGGUUUUGCAAUGGCCACUUACCUCUAAUAAAUAUUUGGGUACUUUGGAGGUCGCUUAGUUUUGGAGUUUUUGCUUUAUUCCACUGAGCAGCAAAAAGUACAUUCUUCCAGGCCCCCAUCUCUUUUUGGUCCAAACUGUAAGUCCUAAAUAUUGCUAGAAUUAUAGGUAAAAUUGGCAAAGUUUUGUAGGUAAUACGGAGUAGUAUUUACCAUUAAUUCAGUGAAGUUACACAAUAUAAUGGUAUAAUGGAAGUCUGUUUCAGUUA